CACCAUUUCCACUCUGGCCACCGAUCUGAAUCCUUCCAAGGAGAAAAUAAUCUUAUUUCAAAACAAAAGAGACGUGUUGUUAAUUUAUUGUCAAAUAAAAGUUUAGCGCAGUGAUAAAAAAUGAGAUCACACGAGACUUGGUUCGAGCGUUACGAAAAGCAUCGGUUGUCUUCGUUCGGCGUUCGUAAGCUUUCGCUCUCGUUCGGGUUUAUAGAUACCGCUCUGUGAAGGAGCAUCGUGGCGUGAUUGUCAUCGAAUUUCGAACUUUCUUUCGUGAUUCUUGAACAGUCAGCGACCGGAAUUUAGUAAGUGAUUUCAAGCUGUGACAGCAGACAACGUUGUGCAGUAUGACAAAACGUCGUUCAGUUAUUUUCUCCGUUAUUUUACCAAGGGCAAAGAUUAUGGCAACGUAUCAACGCGGCAGUGUCUAAAACCGUUGACGAGGGAAGCAUGCGAAGAAAAUCGAGCGAAAGAAGAUUUCUCGACACGGAAAGGGCGGAUUCCCAAGGAAUUUCGUUAGAAAGAGUACUGUUGCAAAUCGUCAGUACAACUGAGCAAAGUGCUUAAAAGCGUGCACGAUGGAAAACGUGCCGAUGAGCGGUCGACAAGUGGACGCAACCUUUCAAGUGUCGUUGUCAAGAAGUUAAUCGCCGCCAUGUCGAACCAGACAAAUACCACCGAUUUUAUCGAUUACGAUCUCAACGAGUCGUUCAGUCACUUCGACUGGGAGGAACUGGCACCCGUCCUCGUCGUCUAUUCCCUCACGUUUUUCCUCGGAUUAGUCGGAAAUGUCGUCAUCAUCGGUUCGACGCUGUGCCCGAGACUGAGACCUUUACCAUCCACACCGACUAACGUCUUCCUGGGUGGCUUGGCAACGGCCGAUCUCCUCCUCAUACUCUUCUGCAUUCCCGUAAAGGUGGCCAAGCUGUUCUCCUACACGUGGACGAUGGGCCUGUUUCUAUGCAAGUCGGUGCAUUAUAUGCAGAGCGUCUCGGCUAUUUGCUCGGUCGUCACGUUAACCGCAAUGUCGAUAGAAAGAUAUUACGCUAUAGUUCAUCCAAUGCGGGCGCAGUACACUUGCACAAUAAGUCAGGCACGCAAGAUAGUAAUUACAACUUGGGUGGUGUCAUUCCUUCUCGGUAUUCCUAUGAUCUUCACACAGACGCACAAAGAAGUUGGACUGAGGGUAAUUGCUUACUGGUGCGUACGCGAUUCAGAAUUCGGACUUUUAUGGCGUGCACACGAGGUUUAUAUGUUGGUCCUGGUUCUGGUGUUACCCCUGACCGUAAUGGGCUAUUGUUACACGGCUAUUUGUUGGGAGAUUUGGCGCGUUAUGAAACGUCGAUAUCACCUAACAUCCCGUCGCACACUAAAUCCGGCAAACGUCGAUGUGGAAUCCAUACCAAUGGCACAGAGGCAGAGCGUAAGAAAUACUCGCCGUACCCAGAGAGAGGAUGGCCAGACCGAAGAGGAAUCUCGAACGAUAAGACAGGUGGUGAAAAUGUUGGUCGCCGUGGUGGUGCUGUUUGUCAUUUGCUGGGGUCCGAUUCUCGUGGACAACAUGCUCACCUCCUACGGAUAUUUGCCACGCAUAAAAGUUGGCACGUACAAACACCUGAACACAGCCUUUCAGUUGAUGGCUUAUUUUAACAGUUGUAUAAAUCCGAUCGUGUACGGAUUUAUGUCAAAACACUUCAGAGAGAGUUUCCUGUCGGCGGCCUGCGGCGGCUGGUGGAUCUGUUGGUCCAGAAGAGGAUACAGAGCACCUGUAAGACGGCAUCCAAGCCUCAGCCAGACCAGGACGACCAGUAUCAGGCUCGAAAGACGUUUACCCUGGUCGCCAGGCUGUGAUUCUGUUCCGCGAAUGAUGGACUUGAUUAUUUCGCCGUGCCCGGCCCACGUCGAGGCAGCUCUUCCACAGGUAAAACCAACCAAAGAAGCACCACAGAACAGGCCACGAAGAAAUCCGAAAGAAGUAAAGUGUUUUCCAAUAGUUCCUAAACGAGGAAGACGUUGCUAUUCACGUUUAUUAUUUCCAAAGACUCAUGUGCGAUUUUCAAAACCAUAUUCCGCGAUUUUUUCGCGAUUACUUCGCGAAGCGUCGCAUUGCUCAAAUGUACAGAUGCUGAGAAUUGCUAUGAGAGAGUUUAGAUAUAGGAAUUCGUCGCACGUGAUAUUCGUUUUGAAAGAAUUAUUCAACGAAAUGAUGGAGGCUUUCGCGUUGGAUUCUUUCCAGAAUCUUUCUUUGAGAAAUAGCCGAUGUAUUUCUUUAGAUGCAAAGGUUGCUCGUAUCAGAGAUUCCGUAAAUUCUAUCGGCAAGCCUCGUACACGAAAGCCUCGAAAUUGGAUAUUGAUUGAUUCCUGUUUGCUUGUUUCUUCGGUCGAGAGGUUUAAUUGAAAGUUUUAUACAGGUAGAUUGGCAAGUUUCUCGUUGCAAAGUGGACAGAUGUUUGCAAAAAUCGCAUAAACAUUAUCAUUCGUAUCUAUUUGCGUGUAUCAUUGACUAAUUGGAUGUAUAGAAUUUUUCAGUCGUUUUUGAAUUGUAUAAACGUGUCGGAGAAAAUUUAUUUGUUUGAAUUGUUUUCAGACGAACAUUUCUGCUUUGGGAUUGUUACAGGCGAAGCGGUGCAAGUGGUGUAGCGAAGCUUGUUAAAUUUCUAAUAUUCCAAGUAAAUUCGCAAAUUGAUCAAAAGAACUUCCUCUCACGUCGAACACUAGUUUUUAAAUUAUCGUGAUUACGAAUCAAACAGAUAGGAACUAAACACGUUCGUGAAGUUUGCAGGGUAAAUUCUUUCCAGAAAAUCGCUCAUCAAAACGAUGUAAUUUAAUUUGUCUACUAUAUAGUUGUACAUAUAUAAGUAUAUACGUUGUAAGUAUACAAAUAAUCUUUAUCGUCACAGAGGCUUCGAAUUUUCUCAGCAAUCGUAUAAAAUUCCAUAAAGAAUAUACUAUACGGAGUAAUUUAAAAAAAUAUACAGAUGCGCUGUAAAAAUGAGAAGCGGGCGGAGACGAAAUUUCGCUCAGAAUCACACAGUCCCGAUAUUACAUCGAUAAUUGUAGAUUCGACUUAAGUGUAUUAGCUAUCGACUGAAAAUCUUCGCUGAUUUUCGACCAAUGGGGAAAAGAAUCGCUAAUUAACCGUAAUGAACUGUACGUGAAUUCUCUACGUAAUUUAAUCACGGUUGAUCUAUAGGAUAUACUUUAGCAAAUUGUAUCAUAAUGUAGAAAUUGAAAUUUUCGCUAUUUUAAUUCCUCGUCGUUCUAGAUCCUAGCUAAUGGAUACGAAGAUUCCUACAAUACAAUUUUCAUCAUACGUUUAGGCAUAACAUCAUUCCACAAGUAAUGUGAUUUUGAUCCGCUGUAACAUGGGAACAUCUCGGUUUUGAUACUUCAUUCGCGAAUAAUACCGUCAAUUGUUUUCAAUGACGUUUUAACUCGUCUUCUGAAAAACUGAAAUAAUAAUCUCCACGUAAAAUAUUCAAUUACGUUGCGUAUAACCGAAUUAAAAUUAAUCCCCUAUUGCAUUUGCACGCUUUAAAGUAUUUUUGGAAUAAAUGAAUAUUUAUCUUUUGCCACGGUGAAACAAAUUUCCCCUUUUAAAUCACCGGUCUUCCAAAUUCUCUGAGUAAUCUAGUGUCGUUUCUGUUGCAUGCGAUUAAACGUUAUCGCGAUAAAAUAAACCUCCAUUUUAAUUCAGUAUUCCUCGCAAUCUUCUCCAGCAACUGUCUUUAAAUUAAAACAGCACAUUGCCUUGUAACUUCACCGCAUAAAUUAAAGAACGACAUUACUUACGGAAUGAUCCGACGAAUGUUCAUCUCGUGGUGAAGAAACCGUAAUUUUCAAAAUUAUGCUUCAGUGUGCUAGAAGAGAGCUUUAGAAAUUAUUCGACGGUCGUUGUUAAACCAUAAGAAAUUUUAGGAAACUUUGCAUUCCAUCUUGUCGACAUUAGGAACUCGCGAAAACCUCAUGCGUACAAGGCAUUCAUUGUUACGUAGAAUAUGAAAAGCUUCGUUGUAGUUUGAUCUCUGAAUGUGAAGACUCAAUUAAUUAGCUAAUUAACGACGAUGAACUGUGGCGAAGCUUAAUGACACACCUAUUGAUCGACAACCUUCCGUUCGAAUUAAUUAUAGGUUCGCUUGGAUCUGUGCGAUCAGAAUGUAAUUGAAAAGAAUGUGUCUGUGUGUAUAUGCAUAUAUAUGCGCGUGUUAGUCAUUGUUGGAGCGAAAAGCGUGUCGUGUACAUGGAAAUAACGGGUGGUGUAAUUCAUACGCGACACUAUGUCAUCGCGGUGUUAUAUUUUAUCCAUGGGAAGCUUGACAAAAUUGUCUUGCAAAGUCAUGCACCGGACUACCAGAUCAGAUAGGAAGCGUGAUUGUAUGUAAAUGAUUUUUCUUCGUGUUUAAUUUUAUAGGAGAGCGUCCAUAAAAUUGUAUCAAUUUUUUACGCCUGCGUUUGCAUGUAAAUAUCCGAAUAAACUGUGCAAAUUAUAUCUAACACGGGGUUUCAUUGCGAAUUAUCGUGCCGAGGGGUUGUGCACUGCCAAUAAAAAUAAUAUUUUUAAAUCUUCGAUAACCCUUUGAACUGUGAAUUAUUCUUGUUUCAACGAUAAAAUGUAGGAUUAAAGCGAAGAAACGAGAGUUGCAGAAGUAGAAGAGUUUGGCAACUUUCAAAUGCUUUGGGGGAUUGGAGGGACAGGAUAAGCUACCAAUGGGUACGUAGGGGACGAAGAAAAAUAAGAAGUGCGUGCGAGAAAUAAAAAAUUAGAAGGAGCCAGUGGGAAUGGAAGAGAAGAAAGAGAAAAUUAGGGAAGCUACGAAAGUAGGAAAUGGGGAAUCAGCAAUGCGAGAAUGGAAGUAGUAGAUGUGAAACGAGGGAAAAAGUAGGAAAAUGGACGCGCAAAGUGAAACAUAGAGACAAUUGCAAACGCUUGAAAAACGCGACAAGUUAAGAAAGCCGAGGGAACAACGAAGACUCAUAAAAUCAUGGAACUUCAAAGAACUGAAAAAAAAGGUAAUAUCUUAGGAAAUUCAAGAACACUGAGAAACUUACUUCUUACAGAGUGUAUGAAUUAUUCUUUAAGCGGUGUCCCUUAAAGCGAUCCUGAAUUUUUUAAAUUUCUACGAAAGAAUGAUCAGAAUGCAAUUUAUAUGACUUUAAAAUUUUUCAUCUCCUCUCGAGCAACGAUAUUCAUAAUAUUCUGCACAUGUUCGUGAAUAUUUGAAGGGUAAUCGAAGGUGAUCAUGCGUUUGCACAUAUGAAGAACGAGCAAUCGAUAAUCGAGUAGGGAACCGCGUAGAAAAAUGCACCGAUAAAUUCUCCGAGUAAUUUCUACGAGAAUACGGGCGAUUAAUGCGCGAGCUUCCGGGAUCUUUAAACGAUCCGAUUCAAAGCUCGCGUCUGUUGAAAUAAAAAUGAGCAACUUUCUAGCUCAUCGAACAUAUUAUUGUAAAAUCGAGCAAUGUAGAGCUUCCCAGCGUAAGUUUCACUAUCGCCACGUGGCAAUAAUUCGUUUCUUUCUGCUUGUCCGCAUUUUUCUUCGCGUUGGCCUUUUUCUUCACUCUUGGCGUUGUUUUCGUGCUUUCUUUCGCGUCUGAAUCCUUUCCCUCGCUAAUAGCUUGAAAUCGUACACCGAAUUCCACCUGCAACGCCAGAGACAAAUUCUUGAAACGUUAUUGGAUUCUUUGUAAUUAGAAACAUCGAACUUAUCGAUUUAUUUAAU
This is a messenger RNA of Bombus pyrosoma, 5719 nucleotides long. RefSeq names its product QRFP-like peptide receptor. Lineage: Eukaryota; Metazoa; Arthropoda; Insecta; Hymenoptera; Apidae. The transcript is spliced from 13 exons. The record is from RefSeq and is a predicted model, not a curated record. Gene Ontology annotation, biological process: G protein-coupled receptor signaling pathway. Gene Ontology annotation, cellular component: membrane. The coding region runs from base 656 to 2398 and encodes 580 amino acids. Gene Ontology annotation, molecular function: peptide binding; neuropeptide Y receptor activity.